Molecule: messenger RNA, 322 nt
Organism: Scutellospora calospora
Lineage: Eukaryota; Fungi; Glomeromycota; Glomeromycetes; Diversisporales; Gigasporaceae
Source: the annotation of a GenBank genome assembly
AUGGAGCAAAAUGAAGAACCAGCGUAUGAAACAGAAGAAGAAUGUAUUCAAGAUUUUUUUACAAAAAAUCUUGAACAAUUGAAAUAUUACAAAUCAUCAUUUUGUUGCAUUUCUAUUUUUUGUACUGGUAAUUGUGAAUUAGAACAAGCCGAUAAUUGUAAAAAUAAUAUUCGUAAAGCAUAUUUUCCUGCAGUCAAAACAUAUUUAGCAUAUGAUUGUGUAAGGGAAUCAAAAGAUGUACAAGAAUUCAUGAUUAAAUUAGAAGAAUUAAAGAAUACAUGUUCUGAGAAUUUUUUGUAUAAAUUAGUAGAAUUAAUCGAUA